Molecule: messenger RNA, 1523 nt
Organism: Lindgomyces ingoldianus
Lineage: Eukaryota; Fungi; Ascomycota; Dothideomycetes; Pleosporales; Lindgomycetaceae
Product: S-adenosyl-L-methionine-dependent methyltransferase
Exons: 10
Coding region: 434-1477 (347 amino acids)
Molecular function (GO): methyltransferase activity
Source: RefSeq, a predicted model, not a curated record
CUUUUCAUCCCAACUCAGCUCAGCUAGUUUUUAUUUCAGGAAGCCCGCCUGGGACGGCAUCGCUUUCGCACUUCUGUGUUAGAAACUCCGAACAAGCCAGCCAGGCCAACUCUGACCUGACCGGUCGAGAAGACGAUCCCUCCGCCUGAGGAUACGCCACUCGCAGGACGGACGACUCCGCGAUUUCCCUUGCUUCUGGAGAACUCGGCUCGCGUUUCCCUGUGGUUCAGUAUAUUAGCGUCCGCUGCACGAAGCUUUGGAUUCGACGAGGACUUUUCGGGACGAAGCUGGACCCUGCACUGGCCUGGGAGGGCGAGCGACAUAAGACUCCUCGUGAUACAGAGAGUGGCCUAUAGGCAUACUUUGUGCGAGCUGUCCUGCAGGAAGGAAGGUUUUGAGCAUUAGGGUUUGAAACAUCGGCCAAGUGGACAGGAUGCCAAAGAUGUUACCGGAGGAAGCGAAUAUCGCCAUUGAUGCAGCGUACGAUAAAUAUCACGACGAGGACGAUGACGAUCGAAUGACAUAUACCUCCGGACAGUCGUUGGCGUCAAAUGUUACCAGAUAUCGUUAUGAGAAUGGGAGGAGGUAUCAUGCUUUCAGAGAUGGAAGCUAUUAUGGCCCGAAUGACGAGAAAUCUAUGACCCAGGAGACGAUUGUACAUCAUCUCUGGCUUUUAACACUAAACGACAAACUCUUUCUUGCGCCAAUUGAAAACCCGCAGAUGAUCUUAGAUGUGGGGACCGGGACUGGAUUAUGGGCAAUUGAUAUGGCAGACUACUUCCCCAGCGCUGAAAUCAUAGCAACGGACCUGUCCCCGACACAAGACACAACAGCGCCUCCCAACAUCCGCUUCGAAAUCGACGACGCGAGUUCAGAAUGGACCUAUCCGGAAUCGAGUUUCGAUUUCGUGCAUGCUAGGGGCUUGACGGGGUGUAUUAAAGAUUGGCCGUAUCUAUAUCAGCAGUGUUAUAAACAUCUCAAGCCAGGCGGCUAUUUCGAGCACCUCGAAUUCAGCGUGCAAACCAACGCAGACCCGAACUCUGACAACCACGCCGAUAAAAUGUACACGGCCUUCUCGAACUCGAUCCUUAACCUCGGGGAAGAGAAGACUGGGAUGACGUUUCGCACAAUUGAGAGCAUGAGGGGGUUCAUGGAGCAGGCUGGCUUUGUUGACAUCGUCGAGAAGAAAUUCGUCUGGCCUAUUGGCCCCUGGCCUUCAGACCCGCAUCUCAAAGACAUGGGAAGAUGGGGUGAGCGCAAUUGGGCGGAUGGCCUGGAAGGUUGGGUUCUUGCGUUGUAUACGCGUGUGUUAGGCUGGACAUACACCGAAGUCCAGCAAUUCGUUUCAGAAUUCAAGGCUGUGAUUAAAGACCGGAAAAACCAUUACUACCACGAAGUACGAUGCGUGUAUGGAAGAAAGCCGUUUCUAGGAGAGUUCCCGACUGCUUCGGCUGCUCCUGUUUCGGCGGGGGGUUGAUGGAGCUACGGGGGAGUGUUGAUCGGGGUUUAAUGAAGGGCUGAUG